CACUCAGUGGCUGGUGUGGCACAAGUAUGGUGGUUGGCUGAAACCGGAUACAUUGCAAAUGCAUAUGGGUCAGUAAGCUAGUAUUCGUAUGCAGGAGCGGGCGUUUGCAGUGAACCCUAAGGGCACCGUUGGCCGCGACAGCACACGGAUAAAGCGAUCGAAGUAUAAAAUUUUCAGCAGUGAGCUGUUGUCGACACAAGCCGACAGUCAACCUCAGGCGAAAUUUAACCACUUCGUCCUUCGCUAUGCCAUAAUGUGUAUUAGAAGAACACCAAUCAAAAGGACACCAUGAAAAGCCUCCUGUCACUGCUGUGAACAAACACCAUAAGCACCUUCCGGUUUCGCAGAUAGUAGUUUUCUGUUUCCCCUUUUUUUCCACACCCGCCCUUUUCAUGCCAAAUUUGCUGACAAAACUGUAUGGAUCGUAAGCAAUCGAUUCUUCCAGAAAUUGGCAUCGUUUAAAACGGCUCAUUUGUAAGGAAGAACUUCCCCAUUUGUUCAAUUACACCAUCUAUCAAACAAGUUCUGCCGUUAACCGCCAACAGAAUGUCUUCGAACUGCUGUGGUACGAAAAAGCAGAAGCUGAACGGAACGUAUGCUGCAACCAACGGCUACUGUUCCUCCUGUGGCACAAGUGUAGGUGAUCAGAACCACAUUUGCCGUGGCACCAGUCAACAAACGAACUACAACGGGGACGUCGCCUAUCAGCAAAACGGCCGUUCACCAUUGCCUUCACAGCCAUCGACGAUCAUUGCAAUGUCCGAUAUGUGCUUCUAUUGUUUCGAGGUACUGUACCGCGAGCUGCACGACCUGGAAGAACCGCGCACGCCAAACUUCAGCAACGAUCCGUAUCCUCUUUUCGUGACUUGGAAAAUCGGAAAGGAUAAGCGUUUACGUGGCUGUAUCGGUACCUUUACUGCGAUGCGUUUACACUCAGGACUUCGAGAGUAUGCAAUAACAAGUGCUUUAAGAGAUUCCCGCUUCUCGCCAAUCACUCGUGAUGAAAUCCAAAGACUGACCGUCUCGGUGUCGAUCCUGCAGGGCUUCGAGGAGGCUCGCGGGUAUCUCGACUGGACGCUCGGCGUCCACGGUAUCCGCAUCGAGUUCUAUAAUGAGCGAGGCUCCAAGCGUACAGCAACCUACUUGCCUCAAGUUGCUACCGAACAAGGCUGGGACCAAACACAGACGAUAGAUUCACUGUUACGAAAGGGUGGCUACCGUGCACAGAUAACGCCGGAAACUCGUCGCUCGAUUAAGUUAACCCGCUACACAUCCCAGGAGUGUCACAUGUCAUACAAUGAAUAUCGUGAUAUGUUAGAGAAGACAUCCCACUACCAUAGCCAGCUGGUUAAGUUGCAAUGCUAACGCUGCUCAAUUUUGCAGCUAUCCGCAAGGUAGGGAUGUAAAGACCGCUCAAAACAAGUAGAUCAGGUCGGCUCUAUUGCAUCUUUUCCUAUUUCUUACUUGCAUCUUUUUCUAUUCUGUUUUUUUUUUGAGAGUAGUUUAGUUUAUACCAUUUUUGAACCGCUUUGUUUCGAUAGAAAAAUGUUGGACCACCACGUUUUUUGAUUUAUUUCUCAAAUCUUUAUAUGACACAAUAUUACGAAACUGUCAUCAAGAACUUCAUCAAGUUAUUUAAAAAAAUGCAAUAACAUCAAAUUGAAAGUAAAUAUUUAAAUUAGAAAAAAAUUAAUAAAAAAGGCCUUCCUGCCCCAAAAACAGUACAGUGCAUCUUCUCUUCAUCGGUUAAAACAAUAUUUGUUAAACUUAGGCAUCGUAGUAACAAUGACUUUUACUAGCAUGUUUUUUUUACACUGAUCAAGUAAAAAUUUUAACCGUAACCGGUGUUACGAAUUACGUAUGAGUUACUUUUAAUUAGGGCACAAGUGUUUUCCGCGGUUCUACACAUGCGUAACAACGAUUUACUGGAAAAGUAAUACCAACUAACAAAAGAUGUUUCUUAAUUAUUGUAAAGUCGAUCUACGCUAGUUUAACAAAUGAGUGACGAAUCAUAUUUCAACUUUCCAUGUUAACAAUUCAAUGCAUUGAAUUGUCAUUUCAAAGAAAAAAUCACGAUAUUAAAUGUACGGAGUAGUAGGUAGCAGGGAAUGCAGGUGGGCCACGUCGAAUAAACAGCGCAUUAGUAUCGAAAACCAUCGUUGUCCGACCUUGAUUGAGACUUUUUGGUGUAGCCUGCAACAGGUACCAAUGGUUAAGUUAUGUUUUGCGCAACGACAGAAGCAAAACAACAAUUGAACCACUAACACUGCAAUCACUAUGUCAAUAAACAAUAGAGCACCCAACACCCAGCGCAAUUGCCGAGAACCUCUUUCCACGCUGCCGUAUUCGUCAACCAUAAAAAGGAAGUAAAAGGCAAACAACAAAAAUAUGAAACAUAUGCGUGUUACAUUAUUCGUUUCUUUCGAUUCAAUUUAGAGCUGGCGAAAACUUAACAUAGGAGCGGGGAAUAAUGUGAUUGCACUUCACUGCCACAUUGAAUACGAUAACUAUAAUUUGAAAAUUGAUUGGAAGAGCACACUCGCAUAUAUAUAUAUAUGUAUAUAUAUAUAUAAAUAUAUACAAAUAUAUAUGUAUAUUAUAUUUAUAUAAAUAUAUUUAUAUAAAUAUAUAUAUAUAAAUAAAUAUAUAUAUAUAUAUGUGUGUGCGGGUGUGUAUUACGUGUUA
Molecule: messenger RNA, 2685 nt
Organism: Anopheles bellator
Lineage: Eukaryota; Metazoa; Arthropoda; Insecta; Diptera; Culicidae
Exons: 6
Coding region: 547-1365 (272 amino acids)
Source: RefSeq, a predicted model, not a curated record